GCGGAAUCGGACCUGAGCCGAGAGGGUCUGAGAGCAGGAGCGGGCCGAGCAGCGGCAGCGCCAGCUUUAGCCGUGGCGGCCACAGGACCGGGCGCGGCGCCGGCGGUCGGGGACCGCGGCAGGGGCUGCAGGCGGCGGAGCAGCUGGUUCGUCCAGUGUCAAAAACCCUUCAUUUUACCUUCUGAAUUUCGUUCGUCAUUACACUUUUGGAGACAUAUGAGGUAUCUAAAAUAUAACUGUAUUUUCUUCUGAAGGAUAUCAAGUUUUAAUAGCUAUACAGUUUUGAAUAUAUUAACACCUUUGCCGAUUCAGCACUUCUAAAGUUCUGCCUUCUCCCACUAGCUUAACUUGGCCUUCAGACAUUAUGAGGAGACUGGCUUUUCGAGGCGCUGGUUGUACUCUGAAGAAGUUGGAUUCAAUGGGCUCCAAGAGACGAAGGGCUACGUCUCCUUCCAGCAGUAUCAGUGGAGAUUUUGAUGAUGGUCACCACUCUGUACCAACACCAGGCCCGAGCAGAAAAAGGAGACGACUUUCUAAUCUCCCCACUGUGGAUCCUAUUGCUGUGUGCCAUGAACUCUACAACACUAUAAGAGACUACAAAGAUGAGCAGGGCAGGCUCCUAUGUGAACUCUUUAUCAGGGCACCAAAAAGAAGAAAUCAACCAGAUUAUUAUGAAGUGGUUUCUCAGCCCAUCGACUUGAUGAAAAUUCAACAAAAACUAAAAAUGGAAGAGUAUGAUGACGUUAACCUGCUGACUGCUGACUUUCAGCUGCUCUUUAACAACGCCAAGGCCUAUUAUAAGCCAGACUCUCCGGAAUUUAAAGCUGCCUGUAAACUCUGGGAUUUGUACCUGCGGACAAGGAAUGAAUUUGUUCAGAAAGGAGAUGCGGAGGAGGAGGAGGAGGAGGAGGAGGAUGGGCAUGACAAUCAAGGGACAAUGUCCGAAGUAUCUUCUCCAAGUUACCUGAAAGAGAUCCUCGAGCAGCUUCUUGAAGCCAUAGCCAUAGCUACAAACCCAUCAGGACGUCUCAUAAGUGAGCUUUUUCAGAAACUUCCUUCAAAAGUGCAAUAUCCUGACUAUUAUGCAAUAAUUAAGGAGCCCAUUGAUCUUAAGACCAUUGCUCAGAGGAUACAGAAUGGGAGUUAUAAAAGUAUCCAUGCAAUGGCAAAGGAUAUAGAUCUCCUAGCUAAAAAUGCCAAAACCUACAAUGAACCUGGGUCUCAAGUAUUCAAGGAUGCAAAUUCAAUUAAAAAAAUAUUUCAUUUGAAAAAGGCAGAAAUUGAACAUGUUGAAAUGGCCAAGUCAAGCCUUCGAAUAAGGACUCCAUCCAAUUUGGCUGCAGCCAAGCUGACAGGUUCUUCACAGGGUAAGGGCAGCCUUAGUGAAGAGAGAAAUCCUACCAGCAGAUAUUAUCGUAAUAAAAGAGCAGUCCAAGGGGGUCGUUUAUCAGCAAUAACUAUGGCACUCCAGUACGGCUCAGAAAGUGAUGAGGAUGCCGCUUUAGCUGCUGCUCGUUAUGAAGAGGGGGAGUCAGAAGCAGAGAGUAUUACGUCUUUUAUGGAUGUUUCCAAUCCCCUUUAUCAGCUCUAUGAUACUGUUAGGAGCUGUCGGAAUAAUCAGGGACAGCUAAUAGCAGAACCAUUUUUCCAUUUGCCUUCGAAGAAAAAAUACCCUGAUUAUUAUCAGCAAAUCAAAAUGCCCAUUUCCCUGCAGCAGAUAAGAACCAAGCUAAAGAACCAAGAAUAUGAAACUUUAGAUCAUUUGGAGUGUGAUCUAAAUUUAAUGUUUGAAAAUGCCAAACGUUAUAAUGUUCCCAAUUCAGCCAUCUACAAACGAGUUCUAAAAAUGCAACAAGUUAUGCAGGCAAAGAAGAAGGAGCUUGCUAGGAGAGACGACAUUGAGGACGGUGACAGUAUGAUCUCUUCAGCCACUUCUGAUACUGGGAGCGCCAAAAGAAAAAGGAACACUCAUGACAAUGAGAUGUUGGGCCUCAGGAGGCUUUCCAGUAAAAAGAACAUAAGAAAGCAACGAAUGAAAAUUUUAUUCAACGUUGUUCUCGAAGCUCGAGAGCCGGGUACAGGCAGAAGACUCUGUGAUCUGUUUAUGGUUAAGCCAUCCAAAAAGGACUACCCUGAUUAUUACAAAAUCAUCUUGGAGCCAAUGGACUUAAAAAUUAUUGAACAUAACAUCCGUAAUGAUAAAUAUGCAGGAGAAGAGGCAAUGAUGGAAGAUAUGAAGCUGAUGUUUCGAAAUGCAAGACACUAUAAUGAAGAAGGCUCACAGGUAUAUAAUGAUGCCCAUAUUCUGGAGAAGAUGCUCAGAGAUAAGAGAAAAGAGCUGGGCCCACUCCCUGAGGAUGAUGACAUGGCCUCUCCUAAACUCAAGCUAAGGUCCUGCAUUUUAGGAAGGACAUUACUAUGCCACAGAGACUCCAGAAGGGAGGGCAGCCAAGAUCAUGAAGGCCUUAGACCUUACGCCAUAUGUGGAUUGAAGGAACUGGGUAGAAAGAGUGGCAUUUCUCCUAAAAAGUCCAAAUACAUGACUCCAAUGCAACAGAAACUAAAUGAAGUCUAUGAAGCAGUAAAGAACUACACAGAUAAGCGGGGCCGCCGGCUCAGCGCCAUCUUCCUAAGGCUCCCCUCCAGGUCAGAGCUGCCAGACUACUAUCUGACCAUCAAAAAGCCUGUGGACAUGGAAAAGAUCAGAAGCCACAUGAUGGCUAACAAGUACCAAGACAUAGACUCCAUGGUGGAAGACUUUGUCAUGAUGUUCAAUAAUGCCUGCACCUACAAUGAGCCUGAAUCCCUGAUUUACAAAGACGCCUUAGUCCUGCAUAAAGUAUUGCUUGAAACUCGAAGGGACAUAGAAGGAGACGAGGACUCUCAUGUUCCUAACGUGACACUACUUAUCCAGGAGCUUAUCCACAAUCUUUUUGUGUCUGUAAUGAGCCAUCAGGAUGAUGAGGGAAGGUGCUACAGUGACUCCUUAGCUGAAAUCCCUUCUGUGGAUCCUAGUUUCCCAAAUAAACCCCCUCUGACUUUUGACAUAAUUAGGAAGAACGUUGAGAAUAAUCGAUACCGCAGACUGGACUUAUUUCAAGAACAGAUGUUUGAUGUGCUGGAAAGAGCAAGGAGAAUGAAUCGGACAGAUUCGGAAAUCUACGAAGAUGCAGUAGAACUUCAGCAAUUCUUUAUUAAAAUCCGUGAUGAGCUCUGCAAAAAUGGAGAGAUCCUUCUCUCACCAGCACUUAGUUAUACAACAAAGCAUCUCCAUAAUGAUGUGGAGAAAGAGAAAAAGGAAAAGUUACCAAAAGAAAUAGAGGAAGAUAAACUAAAACGGGAAGAAGAAAAGAGAGAAGCUGAAAAGAGUGAAGACUCCUCAGGAGGAGCAGGCCUCUCUGUCUUACAUCGAACAUACAGCCAGGACUGUAGCUUCAAGAACAGCAUGUACCACGUUGGGGAUUAUGUCUAUGUGGAGCCAGCAGAAGCCAAUCUCCAACCACACAUAGUCUGCAUUGAAAGACUGUGGGAAGAUUCUGCUGGUGAAAAAUGGUUGUGUGGCUGUUGGUUUUAUCGGCCAAAUGAAACAUUCCACCUUGCUACACGAAAAUUUUUGGAAAAAGAAGUUUUUAAGAGUGACUAUUACAACAAAGUACCUGUUAGCAAAAUCCUAGGCAAAUGUGUAGUCAUGUUUGUUAAGGAGUACUUUAAACUGUGUCCAGAAACCUUUCGAGAUGAAGAUGUAUAUGUCUGUGAGUCACGAUAUUCUGCCAAAACAAAGUCUUUCAAGAAAAUUAAGCUGUGGACCAUGCCGGUCAGUUCCGUUAGGUUUAUCCCACGUGACGUACCUCUGCCUGUGGUACGCGUUGCAUCUGUGUUUGCAAAUACAGACAAAAUGGAUGAUGAGAAACACACCGAAACUUCAGAAGACAGUAAAGGAGCAGACAGUUUCCUUAACCUGGAAAAGGAGAAAGAAGAUGUUCCAGUAGAAAUGUCUAAUGGGGAACCAGGCUGCCACUAUUUUGAACAGCUUCGAUACAAUGAUAUGUGGCUGAAGGUUGGAGACUGUGUUUUCAUAAAAUCACAUGGCUUAGUGCGGCCUCGAGUGGGCAGAAUUGAAAAGCUAUGGGUCCGGGAUGGUGCUGCCUACUUCUUUGGCCCCAUCUUCAUUCACCCUGAAGAAACAGAACAUGAGCCAACAAAAAUGUUCUACAAAAAAGAAGUGUUUCUGAGCAAUUUGGAAGAAACCUGCCCUAUGACGUGUAUCCUGGGAAAGUGUGCCGUGUUGUCGUUCAAGGACUUCCUGUCCUGCAGGCCAACUGAAAUACCAGAAAAUGAUGUUCUGCUUUGUGAGAGCCGCUAUAAUGAGAGUGACAAACAAAUGAAGAAAUUCAAAGGGCUGAAGAGGUUUUCACUCUCUGCUAAAGUGGUAGAUGACGAAAUCUACUAUUUCAGAAAACCCAUAGUUCCACAGAAAGAACCCUCACCAUUAUUGGAGAAGAAGAUUCAGUUGCUAGAAGCAAAAUUUGCUGAGUUGGAAGGUGGAGAUGAUGAUAUUGAAGAAAUGGGAGAAGAGGAGGGUGAGGUCAUUGAAGCCCCUUCUUUGCCGCAGCUUCAGACUCCACUGGCCAGUGAUCUGGACAUUAUGCCCUACACUCCCCCACAGUCUACUCCUAAGUCUUCCAAGGGCAGCUCUAAGAAGGAAGGCUCCAAAAGGAAGAUCAACAUGAGUGGCUACAUCCUCUUUAGCAGCGAGAUGAGAGCCGUGAUUAAAGCUCAGCACCCAGACUACUCCUUUGGAGAGCUCAGUAGGCUGGUAGGAACAGAAUGGAGAAACUUAGAGACAACCAAGAAAGCAGAAUAUGAAGAGCGGGCAGCUAAAGUUGCCGAGCAGCAGGAGAGAGAGCGCGCAGCGCAGCAACCGCAGCCGAGUGCUUCUCCCCGGGCGGGCCCCCCCUCGGGGGCACUCAUGGGGGUGGUGCCGCCACCAACACCAAUGGCGAUGCUCAAUCAGCAGUUGACACCUGUUGCAGGCAUGAUAGGUGGCUAUCCGCCAGUCCUGCCACCUUUGCAGGGGCCAGUUGAUGGCAUUGUUAGCAUGGGCAGCAUGCAGCCACUUCACCCUGGGGUGCCCCCACCCCACCACCUUCCGCCAGGUAUGCCAGGCAUCCCAGGCAUCCCACCACCGGGUGUGAUGGGCCAAGGAGUGUCCCCCAUUGUAGGACCUCCAGCACCAGGAGGGAGUCCUUAUGGGCAGCAGAUGGGAAUUCUUGGGCCCCCAGGCCAGCAAGCACCACCUCCGUAUCCUGGUCAGAAUCCAGCAGGCCAGCCUGUCAUGCAGCAGCCUACAACACCAAUGUUUGUUUCUCCCCCACCAAAGACACAACGGCUUCUGCACUCAGAGGCCUACCUGAAAUACAUUGAAGGGCUCAGCGCUGAAUCAAACAGUAUUAGCAAGUGGGACCAGACCCUUGCAGCCCGAAGACGAGACGUCCAUCUAUCAAAAGAACAAGAAAGCCGCCUUCCUUCACACUGGCUGAAGAGUAAAGGAGCCCACACCACCAUGGCCGACGCCCUCUGGCGCCUUCGUGAUCUGAUGCUUCGAGACACCCUGAACAUUCGCCAAGCAUACAACAUAGAAAAUGUUUAAUCACAUAAAUUACUUUCUUUGAUACAAACAUAAAAGAGUUUUGUGGAACAAUAGCUGUUUUAGUUACUGGGGGGAUAACAAAACAAUAAUUUUUAUUGCAUUUUAUUGUACAUUGCAAGACCAUUUUUAUAUAAGGACACUUUUAAUAAGCAUAUUUCAAUUUGUUUUUGUUAUAUUAAUUUGACUUUAUCAAAUACACAAAGAUUUUUUUGCAUA
Dromiciops gliroides (monito del monte) is the source of this 5866-nucleotide messenger RNA. It is a transcript of the gene PBRM1, whose product is annotated as polybromo 1. The transcript has 36 exons. Gene Ontology annotation, molecular function: protein binding; chromatin binding. Gene Ontology annotation, biological process: chromatin remodeling. The record is from RefSeq and is a predicted model, not a curated record. Gene Ontology annotation, cellular component: RSC-type complex. The coding region runs from base 365 to 5650 and encodes 1761 amino acids. NCBI's taxonomy places the organism in Eukaryota, Metazoa, Chordata, Mammalia, Microbiotheria, Microbiotheriidae.